Trichoderma asperellum CBS 433.97 is the source of this 2980-nucleotide messenger RNA. RefSeq lists its product as uncharacterized. The record is from RefSeq and is a predicted model, not a curated record. Lineage: Eukaryota; Fungi; Ascomycota; Sordariomycetes; Hypocreales; Hypocreaceae.
CUCGCUCCCUAUUCCGCAACGGCAGCUGAGACAGUCACUUCCGUCUUGUCACUCAUUAAAUCGUUCUGACCUAUUUGUUUGUCGCCAAGCUCAGCAUGAAACCGAGCACAGCCGUCAUUCUUCUUGCUGCGCUUGCAGGGCACUCGGUGGCAGCACCUACCGGGAAUGCCGCGCUGCAAGCUCAGCAGCCAGACACAAACGCUUUGAGGUUAUUAGCUACCCAUAUAUCGACAGGCGAGCUCACUCAAUCAGACCGUGUGCUGCUUAGCCACUUGUUAGUAGCAGCCUCUUCGCUGCAGAAACGAGAAGCGGAUUCGUCGGACGCAGCAGACGGCAUCUUCGGCGCUCUGGGUAGUGGCAUCGGUGGAGGCCUCGGGGCUGGCCUCGGCGGCCUACUUGAUGGAAUUUCUAGUCUCGUCACCCAGCUCUUAACAGGCCUGUUCGGUGGUGGUCUCAAUCAGGGAGCCGCUUUGGGACUUUCUGUAGGCUCAAAUGGCGGCAAUGGGCUCAAUUUGACCGGCACUGUGUCGAGUCUUCCGUUGCAAAACAUUUCCCUUCCCGGAGGCAGCAUCUCCCUCCCUGCCAACAUCACCACUCUUCCUGCAAACAUCUCUCUUCCGGCAAACAUCACCUCUAUUCCUGUCAACAUUACCGGAACAGUGGGCAACCUUGGGGGCGCUCUUGGAAGCUCCGGCUCCGGACUGACCGUGAGCAGCAUUAAUGAUACCGUGAAUGAAAUUUUUAGGAGCCUGCUUGGCGGUCUGGAUGAUUCCGUGCUUACAAGCUUGAUUAGCAUAAUCACAAAUGCAAAGGGCGAUGGGCAGAAGGCUACAAAUGAUAUUAUUAGUUUUGCUUCUUCCAAUGGUUACGACAGCAAUGCUAUCUUCGCAGCCCUGAAUAAUGCUCUGUACCUAGGAAACCUCGAUGUCAGCCUUGGGGGUCUUAUUAAAGGCUCGGGUGGUAUACUUGGACAGCUUGUGAUUGCUCUGAACAGUUUAAACACCGUUGGUGGUCACAGUCAAAUCAACCUACCUGGUGCAAUCGGGCUCAACGGAGUCCUCUCUGCCGGAGCUCAGAAUGGUUUGAACAUAACUCUUGGGAAUCUUCCAGAUGGAACUCUGAAUGGCUUAAACAUAACUCUUGGGAGUCUUCCUGCCGGAGCUCUGAAUGGCUUAAACAUAACUCUAGGGAAUCUCCCUGGCGGAGUUCUCAGCAGUUUGAACACAACUCUUGGAAACCUUCCCAGUGGAAUUGUCAAUACAACGGUUGGAACAGUCACCAAUGGAGCAAAUGGUGGAAUCAGCCUGCCUGGCGGAUUGACCCUCUCAGAAGUCCAACAUCUGAUUGACUUUAUCCGCAGCGCUACUAGCCAACUCGCAGUGACAAAUGAGGUUCAGCGAGUCGCUGCGUUGCACAAACUUGAUCCUGUUGGUCUUGCUCGUUUGUUGCAGAGUCUCUUGAACCUCCCUGACAUUGGAAAUGCUACUUCUAACAACACUGGAAUAGUCACACCUCCAUUGGUAAAUGGAACAACCGGAGGAUUGCCCGUCACUUUGAAUGGAACUGUUGGAGUACCGACUGGGGGUCUUUCUGGCACCAUUAACGGAACUCUAGGUCUCGGUGGUUUGGGCAUCGGUCUUGGCGGCGGCUCCAAUCUGCUUGGUGAUCUUGUCAAUGAUGUUGUUGGGCUUGUUACGUACCUGUUACAUCUUUUGGCCCUUGGAGGUCAGGGUGGCAGUCUCGACGCACUUGGAAAUAUUGGAGGACUUGGUGGACUCGCAUCUGGACUCGUUUCUGGUAACCCUGCGGUCAACUUGACAGGAUCUCUGGGUCCCGUUGUCAGUAAUCUGACCAGCACAGUUGGUUCCAUUGCCGGUGGCUUGCCAGGUGUGGACGUUGGUGCUACUAUUACUGUUGGACCUACUUUAGGGUCUGUGAUUUCGGGUCUGAACUCGACACUCAACGGCGUGCUGCCCGGUGUAGGAUCUGCUGUCGGGUCUGUUGUCUCGGGUCUAAACUCAACAAUCUCCUCCGUCUUGGCGUCAAAUGUGACAUCUGGAUUAGGAACCACUGUCGGGUCUGCCCUGGAUGGUGACUUGGGAUCGGCUACAUCUGACGUAGCGUCUACCGUUGUAUCAACACUCACUGGCGCUGGAGUCCCCGUUGUAGGAUCAGCUCUUUCUGGCACAAGCCCACCUGUGGCUGACUUGGGAUCAACUCUCUCGGGUGUAGUUUCUACUGCCGCUGGGCUUGUCUCUAGUCUAUUGAACGCAACUAGUUCAGGAUCAACCGCCUCUGGUCUAGCUGGUUCUACAGGUGCAGGAGUCGGGACAAUUGGAUCAGACACCAGUCUGAAAACCGACGGGUUUUCCGAUGCAUCUGAUGAGAAAACCACCGCAAUCGUUUUUGACCCCAGCGGCUCUGGCGAGGACAACGGUUCGCCCAUAUCAAACGUCAGACGGUCUCAUGUCGUGCGAUCACGACCCUCGGUCCAUGGUAGAAUUGCCGCCUAAAAUGUGUUUCCAAGGAGGUGGAUGAAUGCAGUGCAGUGGCACACAUGUUGGAAAGUUUAACCAGUCCGUUCAGUUUAAGGGGGCCGAGGGAUAAGACUGGCAUCGACAAGUUGCUUGCGAGGCUAUGAAUAAUUGGAUGAAAUUAAGCAGUAUUUAUAUAGUUAUGUUUUUCGUUUUCGAUGUCGGAAGAGAGCAGCAGACGAAGCGUCUGGUUAGGAACAGGAUAGUUACUUCUUUUUACCCACAGCUAUAACACAUAUUUUAUUACAAAGGUUUAGAAUCUUCCUAGGCCAUUGCCUCCAUCACUCCCAUUUUAAUGGCAUUUAUUGGUUUCUGUAAUGGCAUAAAAUCUAGCUUGCUAUAGGAAUAUGGCCUCGAAGGGACCCUGUGGCCAAGAGCGUAGUAAAAUACAUCUAGAGGUCACUUUUAAGGAUAGGACUCCACGCCUUUCAUCCUUCCAAAGUACU